CUACGGUUUACUAAAGAGGAGAAGUUGUUUGUUGACUAGUCAACCGUGAAGCGGGUAGGUAAAGGAUUCUUUCAUGGUUGGUGGAGUGAUUGUUCUAUCAUCAAAUUCAACCCACCGGAAGUCUAAUGCUUCGGCAAGAAAAUAGCAAAGCUCAAACGAAGAAAUGGAGUUCUACUGGAGAUCAGCAAUGGAGCAGAUCACUUGGUAUACGGGACUAUCCCCAACGGCAUUCUUCACCAUACUUGCCGCAAUGAUCUUCGUGUUUCAAAUGGUUUCCUCCAUGUUUGUUUCUCCAGAAGAGUUCAAUAAGCCCCCAACUGUUCCGAUUUCUUCGUCUAACUCAUCCAAUUCCAAUUUGUUUGUCAAUGAUUCGGCUGCAGACGCCUCGCAAGCAGUUCUAGUAGGGCGAUUAACGGAGCAGCAGUUGAGGGCUUACAAUGGUUCUGACCCGAAUAAGCCACUUCUUAUGGCUAUAAAGGGUCAAAUCUACGAUGUUUCUUCGGGCAGGAUGUUUUACGGUCCUGGUUCUCCUUACUCUAUGUUCGUCGGGAAGGAUGCCAGCCGAGCCUUGGCUCUCUUAUCUUUCAAACCCGAAGACAUCAAUGGUAACAUCGAAGGUCUGAGUGAAGAAGAGCUUGUAAUCUUGCAGGACUGGGAAUACAAGUUCAUGGAAAAGUAUGUAAAAGUUGGGGAGCUUGUUCCAGAGGGAGAACUGAAUGAGCAUUCUGAAAAUGGACACCAAAAUUCCGAAACCACACAAGUAGAACACGACAAAGAUCAGUAAGAAGAUGUUUAUAUUUCCAUCUUUUCAUCAGGUAGAUCUCAGGAACAUUCUAAAUCUCGUGAUGCUGUUGAGCGUGCAAGUCCUCCCUGAUUUUGUGAAGUUAUGGCCUUCUUUGAGUAUGCAUAAAAAAUUGAGUAGAGUAGAUCAAUCUGAUUGAAGUUAGAAAUUCUGCUACCUUUGGCUAGAUUUUUGCCUGUUUUGUUUGUAUAUUGUUUUGAGACUAGAAUUUUAUAAUACUAAUGAGUAUAUUAUUUUAUUUCA
Molecule: messenger RNA, 1045 nt
Organism: Cucumis melo (muskmelon)
Lineage: Eukaryota; Viridiplantae; Streptophyta; Magnoliopsida; Cucurbitales; Cucurbitaceae
Product: membrane steroid-binding protein 2-like
Exons: 2
Coding region: 164-784 (206 amino acids)
Cellular component (GO): endomembrane system; membrane
Source: RefSeq, a predicted model, not a curated record